UCGCUUCAGCGCCGACUCACAGAGGUGGAGGGGUAAACAACGAGACCACAUCAUCCUGAAAAUGGGCAACUCUGACUCUAAACUUAACUUCAGAAAAGCAGUGAUACAGCUCACCACCAAAACACAGCCUGUGGAAGCGACAGAUGAUGCGUUCUGGGACCAGUUCUGGGCGGACACGACCACUUCAGUGCAGGAUGUGUUUGCACUGGUGCCAGCGGCUGAGAUCCGAGCCGUUCGGGAGGAGUCCCCCUCGAACCUAGCCACCCUCUGUUACAAGGCGGUGGAGAAGCUGGUCCAGGCCGCGGAGUCGGGCUGCCCCUCGCAGAAGGAGAAGCAGAUUGUGCUGAACUGUACCCGCCUGCUCACCCGCAUCCUGCCCUACAUCUUUGAGGACGCAGACUGGAGGGGCUUCUUCUGGUCCACUGUGCCAGGGGCCGGCCGAGCUGGGGCAGACGAUGGUGACGAUGACUCUGGCCGUCCCCUGGCCGAAUCCCUGCUGCUGGCGAUCGCUGACCUGCUCUUCUGUCCGGAGUUCACCGUCCUGAGCCACAAGAAAGGCAGCCUGGACUCUGCUGAGGACAUCCACUCCAUUGACAGCUGUGAGUACAUCUGGGAGGCUGGGGUGGGAUUCGCUCACUCCCCACCACUCAACUACAUACACGACCUCAACAGGACAGAGCUGCUGAAGCUCCUGCUGACCUGUUUCUCGGAGGCCAUGUACCUGGCCCCCUCCUCCGAGAGCAACGUCCUGAACCCCUGGGUGCAGUUCUUCUGUUCCACAGACAACAGACAUGCCUUGCCUCUCUUCACCUCCCUGCUCAAUGUGGUCUGUGCCUACGAUCCUGUGGGCUACGGGAUCCCGUACAAUCACCUGCUCUUCUCGGAUUACCGCGAGCAGCUGGUGGAGCAUGCAGGGCAGGUCCUGAUCGUCAUGCUGGAGCACGAGGGCGGCACGGCGGCGGGCAGCCCCACCCUGGACGGCACCACCACCACCACCGCCAUGGACGACCAGGACCCCGUGGGACCUGAUAACCUGUUUGUCAACUACCUGUCCAGGAUCCACAGGGAGGAGGAUUUCCAAUUCAUUCUGAAGGGAGUGGCGCGCUUGCUGACGAACCCCCUGGUCCAGACCUACCUGCCCAACUCCACCAAGAAGAUCCAGUUCCACCAGGAGCUGCUGGUGCUCUUCUGGAAACUUUGUGACUUCAACAAGAAAUUCCUGUUUUUCGUGCUGAAGAGCAGUGAUGUGUUGGAUAUCCUGGUUCCAAUUCUCUUCUACCUGAACGAUGCCCGGGCAGAUCAGUCCCGAGUCGGCUUGAUGCACAUCGGAGUGUUUAUUCUGCUGCUGCUGAGCGGGGAGAGGAAUUUCGGGGUGCGAUUGAACAAACCCUACUCCGUGCGAGUGCCAAUGGACAUCCCAGUCUUCACUGGGACUCAUGCUGACCUGCUCAUCGUAAUUUUUCACAAGAUCAUUACCAGCGGUCACCAGCGGCUCCAGCCUCUCUUUGACUGUCUGCUGACGAUUGUUGUUAACGUGUCCCCCUAUCUGAAGAGCCUCUCCAUGGUGGCAGCUAACAAGCUGCUGCACCUCCUGGAAGCCUUCUCCACCAGCUGGUUCCUGUUCUCCGCCUCGCAGAACCACCACCUCGUCUUCUUCCUGCUUGAGGUCUUCAACAACAUCAUCCAAUACCAGUUCGACGGCAAUUAUAACCUGGUGUACGCCAUCAUCCGCAAGCGCAACGUGUUCCACCAGCUUGCCAACCUGCCCACCGACCCCUCCUCCAUUCAGAAAGCCCUGCAGCGCAAGAAGAAAUCCCCAGAGCCCAUCUCCCGCACCAACUCCCAGGAGGGGGUGUCCAUGGAGGGCUCGCGGCCGGCCGCCCCUGCUGAGCCAGGCACCCUGAAGAUAAGCCUCAUUGCCACACCAGGUAUCGACAAGCUGACGGAGAAGUCCCAGGUGUCAGAGGAUGGCACAAUGAUCUCAGUGCAGCCGACAGACUCUAAUCAGAGCCCUUCACAUAGCAGCGGGGCUGCAGGGGCCAGUGACACGGAGUCCAACGCUGGGGCCGUAGACGAUGAGGUUUUCUAUGUCAAACCAGAGAGAAGGCGUCUGUCCAGCACUUCCUCUGUGAGUCAGUGGACCCCCACCUCAGACUGGGUAUUAUCCUGGAAGUGCAAGCUGCCUCUGCAGACCAUCAUGCGCCUAUUGCAGGUCCUGGUGCCUCAAGUGGAGAAAAUCUGCAUUGACAAGGGUCUGACGGAUGAGUCAGAGAUCCUCAAGUUUCUCCAGCACGGGACUCUGGUAGGAUUGCUGCCAGUGCCACACCCCAUCCUGAUCCGCAAGUACCAGGCAAACUCCGGAACUGCCAUGUGGUUCCGCACCUACAUGUGGGGAGUCAUCUACCUGCGCAAUGUGGACCCCCCGAUCUGGUACGACACAGACGUGAAGCUGUUUGAAAUCCAGCGAGUGUAGAAGGCAGCGUGUCGAAGCCGGCGGCAGAAACGGGACGGUUGUGUUUUUUGGCUUCCCUGCAAACAACAAACUGUUCAGUUUCUAAGAAACAUCACAUCACUCCUAUUACUAUCUGUCAGGGGGAAUGAGUCUGGCUAAAGGGGGAGAGGUAACCCAGCUGCUGUUCUUGCUGUGAAACAGCUGAGGGCAGUGAUUCAAUAGCCAUGUCCCCUAGGCCGAUCAUACUGAGACCAACAGUAACGUACUGUCAAAAAAAAAAAAUUAAUUCGAUUCAUAAGCAGAUGAAAUUAUGCGAUAAUGAUGUGCCAUUGAGCAGCAGUAUUAUAAAAAAAUAAUAAUAAAUUCAAUAAAUACCCAAGAUUUUGACACAAAAUAUUCCAAUAUUCUAAUAUCUCCCCUGAACCUUUUUUACAGUAACUCUUGUACAUCACUUUUCGCGCUUUACUGAAAACAUGUAAUUCCAUUGAAGAGCCACAGAAUGGAAUUGCACAGUCCAAACAGGCAAAGCAGAACCACUGACCCAGAGAAACAGUGGUCAUGUUCAUCUUUGGCAGCAUUUACUGCUUAAAGGAAAACCAAACUGGGUGCUGUUCUCCAAAGAGAUGAUCCUUCACUACUACUGCGCAGGAAUUUAGUAAUGAAAUAGCUGUUAGAUGAGAGCUCUCUUUAGUGAAUAGCAGUACUCCUUCAUUAGUUAUUAAACACAAUGUAAUAGUGUAGCAAGACUUCUGUGUUGCUGCCACAGAGGAAGAAGUAUACUGUGAUUUCUGAAGUGGGUGGCGGUUCUAGGGAAAUGUUGACUUUUUGGGCCAGUCUAAAUUCAUGUCAUCGUAGGUGAUAGAUAUCUGUUGGCCACUAGGGCUGGGACCAAAUCAAAACUUUGACAACCCGCUAAUCACGCUUAACAAAACUGUAUUUAAUAGCGUUUUCUUUUUUUUUGUAACUAUCUUAUUUCUUCUACUCAUAAAAAGAAAACGUUAUUAAAUACAGUUUUGUUAAGUGCGAUUAGCGGGUUGUCAGUUUUGAUUUGGUCCCAGCCUAAGUCACUUUGGUUCACCACAGCUUCAAAGGUCAGAAGAGGUUAUACUGCUGCUGCUUUUAUUUUAAUGGGGCUGGCGUUUGUGAAACACUCCUUUCUGACUUUGUUAACAGGCUUGCGCUCUGCAGAGCAGGAUGUUAAGAAAAAAAAAAAAACGGCUCACAAGACCAAGAGCUUUACAUGUUUUGUAGUCAAUCAACUCAUAAUUUUGCUGUGCUUUCAUUAAAUGUUCUUUUGCACUUCUGUUGUGUGGUUUCCCCUUCCAUUUGCUUUCGGGGCGUUUAACUGCUACCUUAUUAAAGGCUGCGAAGAAACCUAUCUAUCGGCAGAACACUUCUGAAAAGGGUUUAUUAACAUGAACUUGCACAGAAAUGUGUUGUAUGUUUCGUUGAUAAGAGAGAGAAGUUCUUGAUGUGUGCUUUUAAGAUUUAAAACAAAUGUUGCCUUUUUUUUUUAAUUAAAUCCGCAACUCUGAACUCUGGACUUGUGUAAAAGUCACUUUAUGUUCAUUGUUUUUUUCUUGCUGUUUUUAAUCUUAUAAAUGUACUGUUUGGCUGCACCAGUCCUUUAUAAAGUAUUCAAUACUUGACAACUUCACUGUAACACUAGACCAGACUGGGAUGUAACCAUUAAGUCACUGACAAGAUUAGCAGUCUGCUGCAUCUGUAAUGCUGCUGCUGUUGUGGUGGUCUGUGUUUUAAAAAUGCCAAUGUGUUAGCUCUUCACAAACUACAAACAAAAUCUAUAUAUGUGUGAUGUUUAAAUGAAUAUUUCCUUCAAGAUAUGUAGAGUAUAUUGUAAAUUAUUUAUAAAUGAAAAUGUUAAACUAAA
Molecule: messenger RNA, 4343 nt
Organism: Acipenser ruthenus (sterlet)
Lineage: Eukaryota; Metazoa; Chordata; Actinopteri; Acipenseriformes; Acipenseridae
Product: protein HID1-like
Exons: 19
Coding region: 62-2473 (803 amino acids)
Cellular component (GO): membrane; Golgi trans cisterna; Golgi medial cisterna
Source: RefSeq, a predicted model, not a curated record